Scatophagus argus is the source of this 3300-nucleotide messenger RNA. It is a transcript of the gene tmem145, whose product is annotated as transmembrane protein 145. Lineage: Eukaryota; Metazoa; Chordata; Actinopteri; Scatophagidae. The transcript has 15 exons. Bases 174 to 1838 code for a protein of 554 amino acids. Gene Ontology annotation, biological process: G protein-coupled receptor signaling pathway; response to pheromone. The record is from RefSeq and is a predicted model, not a curated record.
GAAGGGACCGGCGUGCACGCGCCCUGUUCUUCUUCUCUCACCAAAGAAACCGUGUGCUCUCUCCCUCCCUCGCGCGCUCUGUGCUCGAGCCGUUCCUCCAUGCGCGCUCCCGCUCAGAGACAGGCUUCGGAGAGCUCGGACAGCAGACGGGCGAUAGCGGGGGAGAGAGAAAGAUGGAGGUGAGGGUCGGGGAAAGACUCCUGUACCUGGCUGUGCUGUCCAGCGUCUUCUGCGUCAGUUCAGUCCUCGGGAAAUACGUCAAAGGCAUCGUCAACACCAAAGAGGACUGGGUUUUCCUCACUCGCUUCUGCUUUCUCACUGACUUCGGACGCCUGGACUUCCGGUUUCGCUAUCCAAAGUCUCGCUGCUGUCAGAACAUAUUGCUCUACUUUGAUGACAGCUCUCAGUGGCCAGCUGUGUACAAGAGGCCUGAAAAGAACUGUUACCAGAAGGAAGCGGUGCUGAGGCCAGAGAACAACCAGGUCAUCAACCUCACAACACGCUACACCUGGUCAGGCUGUGUGGUGGAGGGAGAUGGGGACGAGGAGGUUCUGAGCUGCGUGGGCGGCCGUAGCUUCCGCUCAGUGAGGGAGAGAUGGUGGUACAUCGCUCUCAGCAAGUGUGGGGGCGAUGGCUUGCAGCUGGAGUACGAGAUGAAACUGACCAAUGGCCAGUCUUUCUGGACGCAGCAUUUCUCUGCAGAUGAGUUCGGUAUCCUGGAGACAGACAUCACGUUCCUGGUCAUCUUCUCCAUGGUGUUCCUCCUCUCCUGCUACUUUGCCUAUAAUCUAAAAGGAAGACAGCUUCUUCACACAACCUACAAAAUGUUUAUGACGGCGGCGGGUGUAGAGGUGCUCAGCCUGUUGUUCCACUGUGUCUACUGGGGCCUGUAUGCUCGAGACGGAGUCGGAAAUGGCAGUCUGAAAAUACUCGGGAAAUUACUGUUCUCUGUCAGUUUCUUGGUGUUCCUCCUGAUGCUCAUAUUGUUGGGCAAAGGUUUCACUGUCACCAGGGCGAGAAUCAGUCACAGCGGGUCGGUUAAGUUGAGCAUCUACAUGACCGUCUACACAAUCACUUACGUCAUCCUCUUCAUCUAUGAGGCAGAGUUCUUUGACCCAGGUGAAGUGCUGUAUGCCUACGACAGCCCCGCGGGCUACGGACUGAUGGGCCUGCAGCUGCUGGCCUACGUGUGGUUCUGCUACGCCGUGCUGGUCUCUCUGAAACACUACCCCGAGAAACAGCCCUUCUACGUCCCUUUCUUCACCACAUACACACUAUGGUUUUUUGCAGUGCCUGUCAUGGCUCUGAUCGCCAACUUUGGGAUUCCUCGUUGGGCCCGGGAGAAGAUCGUCAACGGCAUUCAGCUCGGCAUCCACCUCUACGCUCACAUCGUCUUCCUCGUUAUCACGCGACCUUCAGCAGCCAAUAAGAACUUCCCAUAUCAUGUUCGGACAUCGCAGAUUGGGAUCCUGCUGUCCAGUCCAAAAGGAGGCGAGGGGACGGAGAGCUUCCCCCAUCAUGCCUAUGGAAAUAGCUCCUUCCUGGGAGACUCUCAACCCAACUUCACUGAACUCUUCUCCAUUCAAUCAGAUCCAGUGAAGACGGUGGAGGAGACGGUGGCCCGCAAAGGACCCGAGGUGCCAAGGAACAGCGAGCAAAAGAUCAUCACCACUGCGGCUGACUUGACGUCAAUAUUGCCGCCACCUCCGCCUCCGAUACCCCCACGCCCGGCCGCACGCUCGCCCCCGCUGCCGCCCCGGCUCCCUUCCUUCACCGAGUAUUUCAGCAUGCAGAGCGGAGGAGGAGGAGGAGGAGGAGGGUUUGGGACGAAGGCAUGAGACAGAGAGAAAGACGGGGCGGAGGGCAGGACAGGGGGAGAGAACGGGGGGACAGCAUGACAAAACAAAGGAGGAGUCAAAGUGGAAGGUAUUACUGUGAAAGGACAAAAGGGAAAAAAGUUUGGAUGGACAAGGAGGAGGAGGAAUCUGUCAGAAAUGUUAAAUCUCUAAACGGUCCCUCUUCACCUGUGAAUGGGGGUGGGGGGAUGGGGGGGUUGAUGGCCGUGAAAAAGAGUGCUGAGCUUGUUAAAGAAUAAAGAAGCAAUAAAUAUUUGAUGCUGACCAGUAAAAGGCACAGAGGGAGAAAGAUGACAAAGUGGAUGUAGCCAGAGCAAUAGAAUGACAGCUGUGCACGAUGCGGAAAUGAACAAAAUUCUUGAAAUACUUUUAUUCAAAAAUUCAUGAGGCAUUGAUGGCGUGCCCGGAAGAGAUUGUAAAUAGCUAAGACUGGAGGGAGCUACAACUCUUUACUCUAUAUAGUUUUAUUUCUUAAAAAAGAAAAAGGGAAAAAAAAGAAAUUUGUUUUCAUUUUUUUUUUUCCCAUAUCAUUUAAUUCCAGUUGGUGCUGUGACCAUCAAAACAAUCUCAUGCCAUUAGAUUAAUCUUAAAAAAAAAGAGAGACUUUUUUUAUGUUUGACAUAUUUUGAUAAAGCAUAGAUAUUUACUCUAUAUGGAGUUUGUUGGGUUAAUUUAUAUUCUUAUAUGCCUUCAUUGCAGCUGGUUAUUCUGGAUUGAUAUGCUGAUGUGUAAAUGUAAAAUGUCACGUUUACUGUGGGCACUUCUAGGUACUCGUAAAAUACGCAUGUUUGUAUUGUAUUUUCCUCCCAAAAAGCUGAUUAUAUGUACUCCACGUGAACACACAAUAUGCGCUUAUUGUGUGUACUGAAAUCUUUUGUAAAUACAUACGACAGGCUUUAGUAUAUUUUUGACUGGACAAAUUCUGUUAAUUGUUAAUCCAUUCAAAACAGACUCGCGCUGACUGAAACACAAUGUAAAAACCAGUAUUAUACUUCAUUGGUUUCAGCUGAAUUUUCACUGGAGUGCAGAAUAUACAGUAUAUAUAUAUAAAAAAAGUCAUUUCUGUGUAUGUAGACGUUGGUGAAUGUACUGAUGCAAUACAGCACAAAGACUGGGGUGAGUUAGUAAGUUAGUGGAAUACUGCAGUACACCUUUGUCAAAUUUUCUCCUCUUGCUCUCUCUUUUAUGUCUUUAAACUAAAACACAUUAAUGAUUUAAGAUCAGGAGGAUUGGUUUUUUUUUUUGUUUUGUUUAGCACAAGUAACUUCAUCCUCACCCCUGUGCAGUACCUGAAACGUGGAUAUUUGUUGACUUUAUCUCACUUACAGGCUCAAGCUGUGCGAAAAGCUGAACAAAUAUUACCAGUUUCGUAUCACCUUACACUGAGCUAUGACAAAAAAUAAAUAAAUUAAUUUAAAAAAAAAAAAAAAAAAAAAAAAGCCUU